Molecule: messenger RNA, 804 nt
Organism: Trypanosoma cruzi
Lineage: Eukaryota; Euglenozoa; Kinetoplastea; Trypanosomatida; Trypanosomatidae
Product: enoyl-CoA hydratase, mitochondrial precursor, putative
Exons: 1
Coding region: 1-804 (267 amino acids)
Biological process (GO): fatty acid beta-oxidation
Cellular component (GO): mitochondrion
Molecular function (GO): enoyl-CoA hydratase activity
Source: RefSeq, a predicted model, not a curated record
AUGCUGCGCAAGAGUCUGUUCCUUCUUAAUUCCAUGGACCCUAUUGUCAAGUACGCCCAAAAGGGUGCUGUGGUGACAUUGACGUUAAAUCGUCCUAAACAGCUCAAUGCCCUGAAUGCGGAGUUAACAAAUGCACUGGCGGAAAAGCUGCUAAAGUGUGACGCCGAUCCAUCGGUCUCUGUUUUGAUCAUCACUGGUGAAGGCCGAUCCUUUGUUGCUGGCGCAGACAUCAAAGCAAUGGCAAACCAAACUUUUGUCGAAUUUUACAAACACAACAUGCUUCGAGGCCUUGAUACGAUUGCAGCGGUCCGCAAACCCAUUAUCGCCGCGGUAAACGGUUUCGCACUCGGUGGCGGCUGUGAGUUGGCGAUGUCUUGCGACAUUGUUGUUGCCAGCGAAAAGGCCAUCUUUGGGCAACCCGAGAUCAAAAUUGGAACAAUUCCGGGCGCGGGUGGGACGCAGCGACUCACACGACUCAUUGGUAAGAGCAAAGCAAUGGAAUGGAUUCUUACAGGUGAGCAAUACACGGCCGAGGAGGCUGAACGCGCCGGGUUGGUUUCACGCGUCGUUAGGCAUGAGGAACUUCUUCCAACGGUCAGUGCAAUGGCAGAAAAAAUCGCCCUGAACAGCCCAUUAGCUGUUUCUUUGGCCAAAGACUGCAUCAACAAGGCAUUGGAGACAACGCUGGCGCAAGGUAUGGCCUAUGAGCAGCGCACCUUUCAAGCCACCUUUGCCACGGAUGAUCAGAAGGAGGGCAUGGCUGCGUUUGUGGAGAAGCGCAAGCCGAAUUUUAAGAAUGCGUGA